Exophiala viscosa is the source of this 1406-nucleotide messenger RNA. RefSeq lists its product as uncharacterized. The transcript has 2 exons. The record is from RefSeq and is a predicted model, not a curated record. The coding region runs from base 1 to 1035 and encodes 344 amino acids. Lineage: Eukaryota; Fungi; Ascomycota; Eurotiomycetes; Chaetothyriales; Herpotrichiellaceae.
AUGGAGUCUCCCACAUUAUCGCGCUCCAGCUCCUUUGCACCAGGCCCUCAUCGCCGCUCCCACCCAAACCUACAUCAUCUCUCGUUAGCACCACUGACCCCGAAAUACCCCAUCGCCCCAGCCGAUUACUCGCCAUACUUCGAUCCGUCAACGUCCGAGCUCCACACAUCCACAUCCAUAAGCCAGAUCGCCAGCCUGCCGUCGCCAGGCGGAAUCUUGACGAGCCACUCCGCCGCGCAUUCCAGAGCGAGUUCGCGCACGAGACUAAAGAGAAAGACACGAUCAGCUGUAUCGAUCCAGCCACCAACAUCAGGCUCAUUUGGAGCGCCAUCAGGCGCGCUAAGUAGCGAAGGCUUUGGGCACAAGAAAUCCGGUCUACAUCUACACACCUCUGAUUCAUCGUGGCUCAUCCAGACGGGCCUGACGUUGACCGAGAGCUCGCGAGAAAGUAAAGGACAGUCAUGGCUUUCGAAGCGCGAUUCCUCGACUUCUCUGCACAGCCCUGUCGACGAGAGACUUCUCCCACGAUCUGGAAGAGCUACGCCGAGCAGCCGCCGAAGGAACAGUGGCAGAAGGAGUAGGGGGUCGCUGGCUAUGACGCCUGCACUACACACGCCGGCAGAUGAGGCUGCGCCAGACUGGGAUGAUGUUCAAACACAAGCAGAAAUUGCGGCACAGGUGGAACACGAAUUUGCAGAUGAGUUUGACGAUGAUCCAUACGGAGUGCUCGACUUUGACGGACAAUUCGACAGUGAAGAUGAGGAAGAUGUGCGAAAAGAAAUCUCGCGAUACCGUCUGGGAGGAUGGAUGGAUGGAGUGGUUGAUGUAUUUCUGCGCUUAGAGGAUAUGCCCGACUAUCAAAGUGAAGACUUGGAGGCUCGCAGGCUUGAAUUGGCCCCAAUACCUUCGACGGAAGCCGAAAAUGCUAGUACGCUAUCUGACAGCUCUGUGGAACCACCUCCUGCAAGGCCAGCUGGUGUCUGGGAUGAUGUGGCUUGGUUCGGUCGCCUUAUAGCGAGAACAGUUCGAUCAUAGCCGGGUGGUGGCUGACCCAGCUUUCAUAUUGUAACAAGACAGAGAUGCAACUCUCAAGAUGCUGAUGUUCUCAUUCUCUCACUUCCAGGCUGAGAUAUCAAUCGGACAAGUCGAUGACUUCGGGCUCGCGGCGCAGCUUUUUGGGAGGGGGAGCAAUGAUGUCGAUGCCUUCGUCCUCGUCCACAAACAUAUCGGUCGCCUCUCGCUUGACUUGUAUUGCGGCCAGCUGUCGCAGAUUAUUCUCGGCCUCCUCCUUCUUGAUCUUGGCUCUUGAAGCUUCCCGAUGCGCCUGCGAGCCUGCGUCAGAUGUGGAUUACCAAUGAUCUCGAAGCUCGUAACAUACCUUUUGUCGGCGGGCCAGCUCUCUUGCU